UGGUUUGCACGGGUGCUAACAGUUAUCCAAACAUUGAAACAUACCAUUUAUCUUUGUUCCAAGGCUUGAUGCAUGCCAGUAGUAUCCUUGUUGGUCUUUUGCCAGUUUGCCUUGUCUAGUUAUACAUGUGGAUGUUAAAAAAAACCACAAAGCUUUUUAAUUCAAGCAUGUCCCCCUUGAUCGGUUUUUUUUUUCUUAAUUUUUUCUUCUUCUUCUUCUUUGUGUUGUUUCUAUGUUUGAAUAUGGAAAUAGGAAACAGAGUACAGCCUCAAGUUUAAUAGACAUUGGUACAAACAGAAUAGCUUAGUACAUGGAUUUGUGGUCUGUAAUUGUUAGUGUGUAGAAGUUUAUGUUCAUGGUUUAAUUUCACUCACACAAGUGAGAAAUUGGACCAGGAAGAUAGAAAUAUAAGAGAUAUAAUAUAGUCGAUGUGAUAAAAAAAGGAGAGAAAGUUAAAAUGAGAAAUUAUGUGAGAUGAGAUAAAAAGAGAAAUAUGAGUAUGAAUUAAAGUAUCACAACUCUAAAUCCAUCAUUCUUCCUCGCUGCCUUUGGUUAUGGAUUUUUUAUAAUAAGCAAAAGAAAAUAAUAUUGAUAUAUGGAAAAUAGACUAGAGUAAUGAUUUAUACCCAUUCGUAUAGUGAAAACAUUCAACCGACACUCGAAGUAUAUGUCAAAUGAUUGUAUUCCCCGAAUAUGUAUUUGAAAAUAUUUUAAAGAGUGUUUCUUUUUUUACAUCAGAAAGAUAAAUUACAGCCAUUAAAGAUCAAUCCCUGGACCUCUCUCACUCAACUCAAAAGAGUGUCUAUCUUAUUAGUGUAGAUAUAUCUAAACCAUUUUAGUAAGCUUUCAAUUCAUGAGUUUUUUUGAAGUAGUUAUAAUUUUUUGACUUUUUUACCGGUGAUAAAUAUUUCCCUAUUGCAACUGCAUUUUUGGUCUAAAUCCUAAAGCAUGCGAGAAUUGGUCAAUUAACUUAGCACAAAGGACAUGUAUGACAUUUGCAUAAAUCCACAAGGUUAAGUGUUGAGUUUGAUAAGAUUGUCAAUGACAGCAAAGCUAACUACCAAUCCACAUGACACAAACACCAAACAAAUCAUAACCGCAAACUGUAUUCAGCAAUGAAAUACUCCUUGACUUGGGAAACAAGCAGCAAGGAUAAGUGCUCUUUCUCAUCGCUUUGGAUGACUCAAACCGACGCUAUUGAAACAAUUUUAGCAUCUGAGUUGAGGCUGACACUAAAUUUGAGACAAGAAUUGUGCUCACAAAGCCAUCCAUGCUGGAAAGGCAUUCAGAUUCGAAUGAGAAUAAUAAGGCUUCAAAUAUUUUGAAGCACGUACUGAAUCUCUUUAAGAGCUUGCGGCCAGGAUCUGAUCUCUCAUCCUUUAAGCUUCCCCCUGUCUUCAACAUGCCCAAGUCACAACUUCAAUGCUCUGCUGAAUGUGUAUAUUCCACUGCAUUUGACUUGCUAAGCAGCCUCAACAAUGGCAAAACACCAUUGGAUAGAUUCAUAUCAGUUGUAGCAUGGAGCAUUUCCACCACACGCCCAACAAAGUUUGGAGCUGCUCCCUAUAAUCCAAUUCUCGGUGAGACUCACCAUGUUUCCAAGGGAAACCUUAAUGUCUUACUAGAACAGGUUUCUCACCACCCUCCAGUAUCAGCCCUCCAUGCCACUGAUCAAAAGGAAAACAUAGAAAUUAUAUGGUGUCAGAUCCCUGUUCCAAAGUUUAUUGGUAAAAUUAUUUCACCAAUAUGUUGUGUGAUGAAACAAAAUCAAUUUCUACUUUUUUCUAAAUGUACUGCAGUAGAAGCUAAGGUGCAUGGCAAACGACAGCUGAAGCUCCACAAUCAUGGAGAGACGUAUGAAAUGAGUUCACCUCAUAUUCUAUUCAGAUUUCUUCCAGUUCCUGGGACUGAUUGGUUUGGCAAUGUUAGAAUUCAGUGUCUAGAAACAGGGCUUGUGGCAGAUUUAACAUACAUGAGCCAAUCGUUCUUUGGAUUUAGGGGGAACCGAAGACUGAUAAAAGGGAAGAUUUUUGACUCCUUGUCAAUGAAGGUUCUUUAUGAAAUUCAUGGUCAUUGGGAUAGUACUGUAACAGUGAAAGAUACAACUAAUGAAGAAAUAAGAGUUAUAUAUGAUGCAAAAAAAACUAUUUCAGGCCUCCAAGCUCCUUUUGUUAAGGAUCCAGAGAAUGUGUGGACAACAGAAUCAGCUCUUGUUUGGAGUGAGUUGAGCCAAGCCAUCCUGAGCAAAGACUGGGAAAAAGCAAGAGAGGCAAAAAACACUGUUGAGGACAGGCAGAGGAAGUUAAUGAGAGAAAGAGAGUCAAAAGGGGAAACAUGGGUUCCUAAACACUUCAUAGUGUCUAAAAGCCAAGAGGGUUGGGAUUGUUCACCAAUUCAAAAGUGGGUCCCAACUGCCCCUAUUGCCACCUUGUAAAAUUUCUUUGAAUGAUUGCAUCGUUAUCUUUAGAUACACGUAGAUUCACACAUCGGAAGAUGACUUGAUUUUGGGAGAAGCUACUCAUAGCAUCUUUUGUGGUAGCAUAAUUAAUUCUGAAAGAUAAGAACAUGAAUUUUAAAACGCAAUGGUUGUAUGUUUAUGCUAGAAAGAAAGAGCAUUGUAAAAUUUCACUUGUUAAAGUCAUAGUAGCUAGACCAGCCAAUUAGUUCAUCUGGUAAUAUUGGUGGUGAAUUCUAGUUUGUAAGUAGGAAAAUGAAUCCUCCAAUUUGUUUUUCAAAGAAAGAAAAUUGCUGAAACACAA
This is a messenger RNA of Lotus japonicus, 2759 nucleotides long. RefSeq names its product oxysterol-binding protein-related protein 4B-like. The transcript is spliced from 7 exons. The record is from RefSeq and is a predicted model, not a curated record. Gene Ontology annotation, cellular component: membrane; intracellular membrane-bounded organelle; cytosol. Lineage: Eukaryota; Viridiplantae; Streptophyta; Magnoliopsida; Fabales; Fabaceae. Gene Ontology annotation, molecular function: sterol binding. The coding region runs from base 1271 to 2434 and encodes 387 amino acids.